AUGCCACAAGGUGCUGAUUUCGUUAUGAUAGCGGACUCCUGCAACAGUGGGGGGCUAAUAGAUCAGUCAAAGGAACAAGUUGGACCUGGCUUUCGUCCAGAUGUUUGCUAUCCCACAAGGCCCUGCAACGAGGUCUGGGGCAAAGCCAAAAUGAUCCCCAUGACAUCAAUUGUGCAGCAUUUGAGACCUUUGAGUCACAUAAACAGCUCAGACAUCCGCACACUCUUGACAAACAUUUAUGGAACUAAUGCCAGCAUCAUGUUCCAAGGGCCACUUAAUCCUCAACUGUUGAAUUCAUUCAUGGUUGAUGGUGGCAUUCUUAUCAGUGCCUGCCAGUCCAAUGAAGCCUCGAUCGAUGAUCAGAAAGAUAUUCGUCCUCAUGGUGUGUUUACUGAUGCACUUUAUUACUCGUUGAGGUAUCAACCUGGUCCCAUUACUUAUAAGUCGCUCGUGGAGAUUAUUAGAGCUCAAUUAACAUCGCAGCGUCCAUGUCUCUAUUGCUCUGACCAGCAUGCCAGUGCACCUUUCCUCCGGCAUAUUCCAAAUGUUUUUUCACGCUUGUUAAUGUAG
This is a messenger RNA of Coffea eugenioides, 570 nucleotides long. RefSeq names its product metacaspase-9-like. The transcript has a single exon. The record is from RefSeq and is a predicted model, not a curated record. Bases 1 to 570 code for a protein of 189 amino acids. NCBI's taxonomy places the organism in Eukaryota, Viridiplantae, Streptophyta, Magnoliopsida, Gentianales, Rubiaceae.